Chionomys nivalis (European snow vole) is the source of this 1347-nucleotide messenger RNA. RefSeq names its product galactoside 2-alpha-L-fucosyltransferase Sec1-like. The record is from RefSeq and is a predicted model, not a curated record. Gene Ontology annotation, cellular component: membrane. Gene Ontology annotation, biological process: carbohydrate metabolic process. Gene Ontology annotation, molecular function: galactoside 2-alpha-L-fucosyltransferase activity. NCBI's taxonomy places the organism in Eukaryota, Metazoa, Chordata, Mammalia, Rodentia, Cricetidae.
AUGGAGAGCUGCGCUGCGGUGGGCUCUCGGGAAGAACGAGCGUGGCUGUUCUCAGGCCAGGGACCCCUGCCAGCCACACCACCCGAGACUGCGUGGGACAGGAGCAUUGUCGCCCCCAGCAGGCUUGCAGCCUGGUGGCCCUGGACACACUGGCUUAGAAGGAUCCAGGCAGUGAUCCAACGACUCAAGGCCACUUGUCCACCCCUCUCCACCUUCUACUUCCUUUUUGUGAUCUUUGUCUUGUCCACCAUCUUCUACUGCCACCGGCGCCUGGCUCUGGUGCCUGACCCCUGGGCCUCUUCAGCCCUUGUGGUCUUAGCCCCAAGAAACCUGCCCCAGGAGGGCAUGUUCACCAUCAAUGCCAAAGGCCGCCUGGGGAACCAGAUGGGCGAGUACGCCACCCUGUUCGCACUGGCCAGGAUGAACGGAAAGCCCGCAUUCAUCCCCGCAUCCAUGCACAGCACCCUGGCGCCCAUCUUCAGGAUCAGCCUCCCGGUGUUGCACAGUGACACGGACAGAAAGAUCCCAUGGCACAACUACCACCUCAACGACUGGAUGGAGGAGCGGCACCGCCACAUCCCGGGACGCUAUGUGCGCCUCACAGGGUACCCGUGCUCCUGGACCUUCUACCACCACCUGCGCUCAGAGAUCCUGCAGGAGUUCACCCUGCACGACCAUGUGCGUGAGGAGGCCCAGACCUUCCUGCGUGGCCUGCGGGUGAAUGGGGGCCAGCCGAGUACAUUUGUGGGUGUCCAUGUGCGGCGGGGGGACUAUGUGCGUGUCAUGCCCAACGUUUGGAAGGGCGUGGUGGCUGACCGGGGUUACUUGGAACAGGCCCUGGACAGGUUCCGGGCACGCUAUCGGUCUCCGGUCUUUGUAGUCACCAGUGAUGACAUGGCCUGGUGCCGGAAGAGCAUCAGUAUCUCCCGAGGGGAUGUGUCGUUUGCUGGCAAUGGCCUUCAGGGAUCCCCCGCCAGGGACAUUGCACUGCUCAUGCAAUGCAACCACACCGUCAUCACCGUGGGCACCUUUGGGAUCUGGGCCGCCUACCUCACAGGUGGGGAUACUGUUUACCUGGCUAACUUUACUCAGCCCAACUCCCCCUUCCACAUGAUUUUCAAGCCACAAGCAGCCUACCUCCCCAACUGGGUAGGCAUCGCUGCUGACCUGCCACAGCCCAGCAGAGGAACCUCUAGAGCUUCUGGUUCCCCAGCCCCUGUUUCCCCAACCUCUGUGUUCCGCAGCCCCUGUUCCCCAGCCCCUGUUCCCCCAGCCCCUGUUCCCCCAGCCCCUGUUCCCCAGCUCCUGUUCCUUCAGUUCCUGUUCCUCCAGUUCCUGUUCCCCUAG